This is a messenger RNA of Pleuronectes platessa (European plaice), 5314 nucleotides long. It is a transcript of the gene pik3r1, whose product is annotated as phosphoinositide-3-kinase, regulatory subunit 1 (alpha). The transcript is spliced from 15 exons. Gene Ontology annotation, cellular component: phosphatidylinositol 3-kinase complex. Lineage: Eukaryota; Metazoa; Chordata; Actinopteri; Pleuronectiformes; Pleuronectidae. The record is from RefSeq and is a predicted model, not a curated record. Gene Ontology annotation, biological process: insulin receptor signaling pathway; phosphatidylinositol phosphate biosynthetic process. Gene Ontology annotation, molecular function: protein binding; 1-phosphatidylinositol-3-kinase regulator activity. Bases 519 to 2705 code for a protein of 728 amino acids.
GCAGAAGGGAGCGUUUGUUCGGGACGGGGCAGCCGAGCCGUUAUGUCGAACCUGUAACAGUUUGUUCUUCUCGUUCAACCGGAUUCAAACGCGACCCGGAGGAGUUCUCGCUCGUGGCCAUGUCGGCAGAGGACCUGGCUGCGGCUGCGUUUCGAUGGUAACGCGCCCGAAACCGUGAAGUUGAACCAAGCGGAAGCGUUUUGAAGUGUUGGAAGAAAGAGGAGCCGCGGGAGCCGUGCAGAUUCGGUCUGGAGAGAAUUCUCAGGAUCGCAGCUGCAGGCCAUUCACUGAUGGGUACAUACUGUGAGGCGACAGGCCAAGAGCACUGCAAAUCACUCCGAAAAGACAACAACUGUCGAAGAAUGAAGACGAGCUAGAUCUUGUCUCUUAAAAAACUUUUGAAGACUAGGUUUCUUGGAAGCAUCCAUUGACUGUACGCAGAAUCAGGGAAACCUGAAAAGUAACUGCGCUGGUUGAAGCUCAUCUUCAAACAGAACACCUUCGCACCAGCUGUCAGUAUGAGUGCUGAAGGAUAUCAAUACAGAGCGCUUUAUGACUACAAGAAGGAGAGGGAGGAGGACAUUAAUCUGCAUGUGGGGGACACAUUGUUGGUAAGCAAAGGAGCUCUGGUGGCUCUUGGGUACACUGAUGGGCUGGAACAGAGGCCAGAGGAGAUUGGAUGGCUGCCAGGCUUCAAUGAAACCACUCAGGAAAAAGGGGACUUCCCUGGGACAUAUGUAGAGUACCUCGGGAAGAAAUGGAUAUCUCCCCCCACACCCAAGCCCAGGCCCCUCAGACCCCUACCUGUUGCUCCAGCUACCUGCAAGGGAGAGGCAGACUCUGACUCAGAGCAAGGCCUCGCUCUGCUGGACGUAACGGAGCAGUUUACCCCUCCAGAGAUCGCUCCACCCAUACUGGCCAGACUUCUGGAAACCAUUGAGAGGAAAGGUCUGGAGAACCCCACUUUAUAUCGAACAUUCACUGCUGGAGCUGGACUUGAAGUGAGACAGUAUUUCGAAUGUGAUCCCCCCUCAGCAGACCUGGAUCAGUUUGAACUUUCGGUUCUAUGUGAUGGUCUGCGUAGGUACCUGCAGGAUCUUCCACAGCCCAUCAUCCCCACUGCAAUAUAUGCUCAGAUGGUUCUCACAGCCAAAGAGGUAGCGAAUCCUGAAGAAUGUGCACAGCUGCUACGUCGCAUUGCCAGCACCCCGAGCCUGCCUCCACAAUACUGGCUAACUCUCCACUGUCUGCUAAGGCAUUUCAAUAGAGUGUGCCUUAACAGCUCCAAGAACUUGCUCUCUGCUCGAGCCCUAGGAGAGAUCUUCAGCCCUGUGUUUUUCAGACAGCAAGCCACCAGCUGUGAACCCAGCCUGGAUACCCACAUCAAAAUCAUCGAGGUUCUGGUGACCAGUGAGGGGAGUGAAAGUCAUGCUGCUCCAGCUCUACCUCCUAAGCCGCCCAAGCCCACAUCUGUGACUAACAACGGUAUGAACAACAACAUGGCUCUGCAAGACGCCGAAUGGUACUGGGGAGACAUCUCGAGAGAGGAGGUCAAUGAAAAACUGAGGGACACCGCUGACGGUACAUUUUUGGUGCGUGAUGCCUCGACGAAAAUGCACGGAGACUACACUCUGACUCUGAGGAAAGGAGGUAACAACAAGCUCAUUAAGAUAUUCCACCGGGAUGGGAAGUACGGCUUCUCUGACCCACUGACUUUCAGCUCCGUUGUUGAGCUCAUCAACCACUAUCGCAAUGAGUCACUGGCUCAGUACAACCCCAAGCUGGAUGUCAAGCUGCUGUAUCCGGUCUCCAAACACCAGCAGGAUCAGGUGGUGAAAGAGGACAACAUUGAAGCUGUUGGGAGGAAGCUCUGUGAGUACCACCAGCAGUACCAGGAGAAGAACAAGGAGUACGACCGCCUGUAUGAAGAAUACACCCGAACAUCACAAGAAAUCCAAAUGAAAAGGACGGCGAUAGAAGCAUUUAACGAAACCAUAAAGAUCUUCGAGGAGCAAUGCCAAACACAAGAGCGGUACAGCAAAGAGUAUAUUGAGAAAUUUAGGAGAGAGGGCAACGACAAGGAGAUCCAGAGGAUCAUGGGGAACUACGAAAAGUUGAAAUCGAGGAUUAGUGAAAUCGUAGACAGCAAACGCCGACUGGAGGAAGAUCUGAAGAAACAGGCGGCAGACUACAGAGAGAUCGACAAGAGGAUGAACAGCAUCAAGCCCGACCUCAUCCAGCUCCGCAAGACCAGAGACCAAUAUCUCAUGUGGUUGACCCAGAAGGGAGUCAGACAGAAGAAACUCAACGAGUGGCUUGGAAUCAAGAACGAGAACACAGAAGAUCAAUAUUCCAUGGUGGACGAUGACGAAGACCUUCCUCAUCACGACGAGCGGGCCUGGAAACUGGGCAACAUCAAUCGACUACAGGCGGAGGCACUCCUCCAGGGCAAGAGAGACGGAACAUUCCUGGUUCGAGACAGCAGCAAAGCAGGAUGCUACGCCUGCAGUGUUGUCGUGGAGGGUGAGGUGAAGCACUGCGUCAUCAACAAGACCCCCUCAGGUUUUGGCUUUGCCGAGCCGUACAACCUGUACAGCUCAUUGAAGGAACUCGUACUUCACUACCAGCACACGUCUUUGGUCCAGCACAAUGACUCUCUGAAUGUGACGCUAGCGUACCCAGUCUAUACCCAGCAGAGACGGUGAGGACCCGGAUUUUAGCCACAUGGACACUCAAGAAAAGGCCUCAUGGGAGUUGGAGAUUCAAGUCCUGGGACUCCGUGGUUUAAAAACAAGGCUCUAGUGCCUAACUCAGACUUAAACGGAGGAAAAGACGCAAUAAAGUCUGAAACAUUUCAAUGACUCUGCCUGACCACGAGCCCGUGGCAAGUCUGAAUGUAGAUUUCUCUUUUGCAUUUUGUGGGAGCUCAGAAUCAAGCGGAAACUGCUGAACUCCCCCAGUGGAGGACAUAUGAGGCCUUUUCCCAACGGUGCUUGUUCUUUUUCAAAGCUUUACCAGCCGGAAUGUCUAAUCGCAGCAGAUAAACUCUUCAGAUGGAACUGUACCCACCGGCCACAAUUUUAUUUUUCCACUUUCUUUUUCCUUUCACAUCAUUUCUGUGUGUGUGUGUGUGUGUCUGUGUGUGUAUGUAUGUCUGUAUGUAUGCGUUUGUUUCUGCACAAGUGUUUGUGUGUAUGUAGCUGAGUGAGUGUGUGAUUGUCCAUGUGACCAAAACUCAUAGAAUCAGGAAACUGUGUGAUGUCAGGGGCUGUGUAACACAUUCACGUGUGUUAACCGUUCAGUAGCAAACCAUGGAUCAGCUAAUAAAUGUAGCAAAAUGGCACUUUUAAACAAAGUUUAAUUUUAUUUGUUUUUGUUUUUGGAAAAGACUCCUAUGUACUUUUAUCAAAAGAGCAGAGUGGACAAGACGUCGGCAUCCUGCCUUCUAACUGUUGAGCAUUAAAGCGCAGAAGUCAACUGGAUCUUUACUGUGGGCAGGUGAAACUACGAAUGGACUCACUAUUUCAUGUACAUCUGUGAAAAAUGUUUGAAGUCAUGUAUCAAAGUGCACCAUACCAAAAAGGAUCAGUUCCUAUUUAGUUAUAUUCUGAUCUGCUAUGCAAUUCUUUCUCCAUUGUUUUCUUCAGAAAUCAUUUUAUUCUGUUGCAACCCACAAUAUAAGCUUGUUUUAUUGCUUGUAAAAUAUAUUUUCCUGUGUAAAUAUCCAAGAGGAUAUUUUGUGUCAAAAUGCCGAGAUACAAUAAGAAAACUGUUUAUGAUUUUUUUAAAGAUAAUAGAAAUUAUUAUUUUACUUUAACAGCAGGUAUACAGAUGGAAAAAUUAAUAUUUUAUUAGCUUCAAACUAAUGUUCUUCUCAGGCAGAGCCUUUUGAGUAUUCGAGCUGCUUCAGUCACCAUUUCUAAGCCGACAUGCAGUUCCUGGUUGAAAUGGACAAAGAAGGUUCCGAUGACUCAGAAUGGGAUGAUGGGAUUGUAAAACCCUUAUCAACCACAACCAUGAAAACAGUAUAGAUUUAUUUUGUUAUAAAAUAUAUAUGUUCCCACAUGAGAAUAUAUGAAAAUAGACUGGUGUUUUCAAACCGAUGGAUAUUGUUAUUAAGGAUCACUAUACAUUGUCCGCUUAGUAUUUUUCUGUAUCAGAAAAUCACUGUGCUUACAUGGGUGGAGCAGCUCAUUUCAGAUAGUCUGUAAUUCAUAGUUCAAAGAUAACACGUGCCAGUGGAAUCCUGACUUGACCCCAUCUUUAAUCUAGUUUUACACGUCCACCAUCACGUGAUUGGUACAAAUGGUAAAGAACCAGUGGGCUGGUCCUCAGAAAAUAAUUGAAAUGACUCGUGGUUUUAAGUGUCUGGGCACCAGAACUACUUUGCCCCCCCCCCCUUGUUAAGUGGGAAAAAUUGCAAAGUGGAUCACUCGGAUGACAAAAUGUCUGCUGUUUAUAGUAUAUAUUUUCUAAACCUAUUUUAAAUCAUAGAUGUACCUGCCAUGAAAUGAUUCAAAAGGUGUGUCCCUCAAAAUGUAGGCAUGGUCCGCACAGUUGUCGAGCUAAACUGUUCAUAUAUCUUUGCGUAAAACAAAUGAGUUGUACAUGUAAUCUUGAUUAUUGCUUUCUGCGGCCGGCACACUUUUUUCUAUCUGUAGUUAAAGGUCUACAUGUAUAAACGGGCUAACAACAGUUGCUUCUUGUGUCUACUCCUGUCUAAAGAAAUGUGGACAAGAAGUGAUAGCAGUGUUUUCACCUGUUACGAGAAAAAAACCGCUGUGUGAAAUACGAUCAUGUGAGAAAUUGAAGCAUGGAAAAACAGCCCCCCCCCCCCCCCCCCCCCCCCGAUGACAGGUCAGUUGUACAGCACGGACUGUACACAACUGAGCUCAAAGUGUAAAAUGUAGAUACACUUGACCAAAUUAUGAGCCGAGAUUAAAUUUUUAGCACAUUGAUAUUAACCCUCAUUUAUCCUAGGUUUUAUUGGUUCUUUACUACGUCAUAUCUGACAUUUCUUUUUACAAGAAGUCGUCUGACUUUAAUUAACCUCCCCAACAGCUGCUGGCAUGAACUUUUAUUGUGAAAAUAUUUUCUUUGGUUUAGUUCUUGGACAACAUGCACCAUUAUUUUCCUUACCCCAAUUCUGGGUUGUAUGAUUAUUUUAGGUGUCUUUGUUUUUUUUAUUUAAGGCUCAUCUUUUGUGGGUGUCCCAGACAUGAUAAUUGGAUUGAGAUUCACCAGUGUUCCCCAGUUUUGCUUCAAAUCUGUAUUGGGCUUUGUUAAAAACAAAAUAAAACACUUUUUAAAGAAA